This is a messenger RNA of Rotaria sp. Silwood2, 1545 nucleotides long. NCBI's taxonomy places the organism in Eukaryota, Metazoa, Rotifera, Eurotatoria, Philodinida, Philodinidae. The record is from the annotation of a GenBank genome assembly.
AUGCAACAACCAGGGUUACAUUCCAACACGAUUCAACAACAAGCGUUUCUAUCAAGUCAUCCACAAGUAAACAUAGCUGAGCUACCGCAGUCAAUGAUGAUUAAUCCAACAGUAUCCUCAACACCAAUAUCAGCCAGCACCAAGAGAGGGCGCAAUGACACUAGUGGUGUUUCGGAGUCGAAUACUCAAGUGCGACCUCAAUAUCAACAGAUCACUCGAAUCGUUAACUCCAAUAAUACACAGAUUAAACGUCUUCGAGGUAUGAACCAGCCAAUUUUUCAGCCAACAGAUAACAUACAACAACCUACAAUUGCAGCAUGUCGUUUUGCAACUACAAGAUUUCCUUUUUCACCAUUCUCGGUAAUAUUUGCACAAGAAGCACGUGAAAAACUCGUUAUCGAUGAUCUGACGAAGUUUAUUCGUGAAAAUGUUAAUUUCGAAUUAAAAAUGAUAGCAUAUAGAAGAGGAAGAUCAGAAAACAACGAGUGUCGCAUUUUGAUCUUCGUUGAGAAUAGUGAAUCGUUCUUAUGUUUAUAUAAUCAACAAAACUGGCCAGAGUUGUUAGCAGGUGUCAAGUAUACAACAAAGAGACCAUCAAUUCCUCCACAGCUGGCGUUGGUUCUACCCUAUGUAUCACUACAAGUGGACUGGGAAGAAUUCGUUCAAGAACUGAAAGACAAGUACCCUGAUAUAGCUGCUAUCAUUCGAUUAAAAAAUAAAGCCCAACAGCCAAUACGUGCAGUUAAGUUAGAGUUCUUAUCAACGAAAUUACGUGAAGAAAUUCUUGAAGCAGGUGAAAUAUCGGCUAUGCAUAUAAAGUACAAGGUGGUUGAAUUUUUUGCUCAAGCAAAUGUACUGAUCUGCUCCAACUGUUAUGGAAUAGGGCACUUUAGAAAGAACUGUCCUCAGAAAAAUGAAUCAACAUGUAAAACCUGUGGUGAAAAAUGUGCAAAUUUAAAGGAUCAUCUAUGUUCCGGUGUGCUAAAAUGUGUUCAUUGUGGUGGACCACAUAUCUCAAAUGAUGCAAAAUGUAAAGUAGUACAAGAUUAUCGGACUGCUCUUACGCGUAACCUGCUAUCAAAAUGGGACCAAGCAAACAUAGAAAAUCCAAAUUCAGGUCAAAUGUAUAGCAGCACUACACCGUUUGCUACGACAACAAGGGGAAUGUCAUAUACAAACGUGGUUAAAAUGACACCAGAAAACACAAACGCAAAUGAAAUAGUUCUCAAGAAACUAGAUAGUGUUUUAGCGAAAGUAGAAGAAGAAUCCAAUGCAACCCGUCAUUCAAUAGAAGAAUUUAAACAAGAAAUGAGAAAUCGUUAUGAUGAAACAAAGCAACAAGUGGAAGUAUUAGAAGAGAAAGUAAAAAAAAUAGAGAAGAAUUUUGAUAACUUUUCAGUGAGAAUUGGUGAGAUAAUUCAAAACAUAUGUUCUACACUAUUAGAUCCACAAACUUCACAAGGACAGCAUUGGAAAACGUAUUGGCAAGAACAAAUAAAAACAUUGGUUGAAGUCAGAUCGUCCUUAUCGAAGUCGUCGAAAUGA